CGGCGAGCCCCGCGCCGCCUCGGAGCGGACGGAGGAGUCCGCGCUGGGAGCUUGGUGGCGACGUGACCGGGACCUAGGGACCUGCUGUGGGGCCGCCAACGCGGGGCCCGCGCCCUCGGCCUGAGGUCCUGACUGAAGGAAUUGAAUAUGAAAGAUUCCUAGAAAUUGCUGUUGUUGAUCAUCUGCUGACAAGCAACUAAAUUACUGAUAAUCUUUUCAAAGACUGAACCAGAAAGCAUUCCCAGGACUCGAGUGCAAUAGUUAACUAUGGGAGCAACUGAUAAAAACUGAAGUGAAGUAGGACUAAUUUUCAUAAUUCUGUCCCCAGAAUAGUUUGAUGGAAAACUGAUUAUAUGACUGCUUGACCUGAAGAAUUGUAAGGGAAACCGUUUUUCAAGGAGAAAUGAAGAAGAAAACUGUAUAUACCCUAAAUGUGGGAGAUCAGGAGUGUGAAGAUAUGGAAGGUGAAGAAAACAAAGAGAAUACUGCCUCUACUGGUCUGUGGUACAGUGAAGCUGACAGGUGUCCAAUAUGUCUUAAUUGCCUAUUAGAGAAGGAAGUUGGUUUUCCCGAAAGCUGUAAUCACGUCUUCUGCAUGACCUGUAUUCUUAAAUGGGCAGAGAUACUGGCUUCAUGUCCUAUUGACCGAAAACCUUUUCAGGCAGUGUUUAAAUUGAAUGCAGUGGAAGGUUAUGUUAAGGUUCAAGUAAAAAGACAGUUGAGAGAAACAAAAGACAAGAAAAAUGAAAGCCCUUUUAAGAAACGGCUCUCCUGUCAUGAAAAUUCUAAAAGCUGUAUGAGAAAAAAAUUCUUAAGAGAAGAUCUAUUAAGUACAAAACUUUAUGACUUGAAGAUGAUGCAUAGAAACUAUAAAUACAGUGAAAUGGGAGGAGAGAAAAAUGCAAUAAUAAAGAUAAAUAAGGCUCGAAGGUCGAAUCAAUGUACAAGUCAGCACUUCACAGACUUUUUCUCUGAUGUGUUCUCUUCUGGUAGUCACACUGCAGGGCCAUUUACCUGCAGAGCUCACUGUACAGAAUUUUUAGAAGUCCAUGAAAUCAGUGCAUUGAUUAGGCAGAAGAGACAGGAACUGGAAUUGUCGUGGUUUCCUGAUACUUUACCUGGAAUUGGAAGAAUUGAUUUUAUACCCUGGAACAUUGAAUCCGAAGUCCCUCCUUUCAUCUCUUCUGUGUUGCCAAGAACUGUUUUUUCAACAAGUACCAUAUCUUUACAAAAUUUUGGUACUUGUUGGAAGGGAUGUGCACUAGCGCACCCGCAGGAAGGGGAAGAGAAGCAGCAAACGUCAGGGGCGUCACAGAGCAGAGGGUCCAGACGGAAACCGGCAGCAGCCCCAGCGAGGAGGUCCACGCGCAGCACAAGAGCUGAGGCGGGCAGACGGCCUCCGGGGUCCCCAGCGGCAGGCGCUUCUGGGUGCGGUGCCCCGGAUCCCACUCCUCCGGGGAGCGUUCCCUCCGCAGCUGAGCCGGAGAGGCGAGCAAGACAGGCUCCCAAACGGAAGUCUGUGAGAAGAGGAAGAAAACCGCCUCCGCUGAAAAAGAAACUUCAGAGCUCUGUGCCUCCCCCUGAAAGACCGUCUUCCAGCGAUUCAGCAGGCGAAGAAAAGGCAGAAUCUGACACCUCGCCGGUAUUAGAUGUGGACAGCUGUCACACUUCUGUGCAGACAGACGGAGAGAGCGAGUCCGCUCAUGGCUUGAGGAUUUGCAGUGAGCAUGUGGAAGACGUUGGGGGACACGCCGAGGACCACGACACCGAGCGGAGAAUGGGCUCGCCAUCUUCUGAGCCCUGUACCCAGGAUCCUGUUCUGUUGGGUGUAGAGGAGGAGGACACGGAGAAAGCUGAGAAUACAGGUAUAGGGGCCAGUAUUCUGUGUUCAGAAAGUAAGAUUUCUGGAAGUAUUUCUGAAAAAGGAAAUCAUCCAUUGGAAAAUCAGAUCCAAACAUCUGGACCUUCAGAAUCAGAUACAUGCACAGAUCAUCCUCCACAUGAUUUUCUUCCAUGUUCAGGGCCUGAAAUUGAAGUAGACCAGCUGGUGCCGGGCCCCGGCGCGUCAGCUGAGAGCACAGAGUCAGCAGUUAACGGAAGGAAAGUUACAGAGAGUUCUAACGUAGAGAAUCCUGCCCAUGAGGGUUCUGCAGUGAAAACGGAAGAGCAUGUAGACAGCCCCGAGUCGGAACCUCCUGAGGGUGCAGCCACACGGACAGCGGACAGAGACCCUGUUGCAGACUUAGAGGCUCAGCUGCUUGUGCAGGUAGGAACUGAAGAUGCAGAAAUAAGUUCAGCGUGUGGUGCUUCAGGGCACAGAAACUUCAACAGUGUUCAAGACUCUGAAAAUAAUGUAUUUGAAAAUAUUCUUGCCACCAAAUUAGACAAAUCUUUAGAAGAAAAGACUGAAUCUCUGGUUGAACACCCCAGACCUACAGAAUUGCCUAACACACACAUUGAACAGAUUCAGAAGCAUUUUAGUGAGGACAAUAAUGAAAUGAUAUCUAUGGAAUGCGAUUCAUUUUGUAGUGACCAGAAUGAAUCUGAAAUCGGGCCGUCUGUAAAUGCUGAUGCUAAACAAUUGAAUGAAAAUUCUGUGGAGCACAGUUCCCAAAAUAACAUGCUGCCUUCUGAUUCUGCAAAUGAAAAAGUUGAAAGUGUGUCUCAGCCAUCCGAAAGCCCAGUAGAGACGGCAGGGGAAGCCAAGAAGCCUCGUACUCGAAGGUCUAGAUUUCACUCCCCGUCUACAACUUGGUCUCCCAGCAGCAGUGCUGCGCGAGAAAAGAGGGCACAGUCUCCGUCCCCCAAGAGGGAGCCAGGAACAGAGACCAGGGGGUCCCGGUCACCCUCCCCCAAGAAAGGAGCCGCAAGAGGACGGAGAAGGCCUCACUCUCAGUCCCCCAGAAGAGACGGUGCGCGGGAGAGGCGGCGGUCUCAGUCUCGGUCUCCAAAGAGGGAUGGCACGCGGGAAGGCAAAAGAUCUGCAUCUCUGUCCCCAAAAAGAGACGCUUCCAGAGAGAGCAGAGGCCCUCAGUCACGAGUGAGAGGUGCCUCCCCGCAAGACAGACCCAGGUCCCGGAGCAGAGAACGAGAAGGCGACAGAGCCGGGCCCAGGAGGGAGCGAGGCAGGGAGAGGAGGCCCAGGCGGUGGUCCAGGUCCAGGUCCCGUUCUCGGUCACCGUCAAGAUCGAGAGCGAAAAGCAAGAACUCCUCAUUUGGCAGAAGCGACAGAGACAGUUACUCUCCUCGGUGGCAGGAGAGGCGGGCAGGUGACGGCUGGAGGUGCCCGCGAGGAGGCGAGCGGUCCAGAAAGAGCGACCUGGAGAGGCAGAAUGAGAACACGAGGAAAGAAAGAAAUGACGACAGCACAGACGCCGAAGACCCGAAUUCUGCUGACAAACACAGAAAUGACUGUCCCAGCUGGGUGAUAGAGAAGAUAAAUUCUGGGCCUGACCCGAGGACCAGACAUCCCGAAAAGUUAAGAGACUCCCACUGGGAAGAAAGUAGGAGUGAAAAUUCAGGGAAUUGCUGGAAUCAAAGCUGCGGCCCUGGCUGGGCGUCUGCCCGUGGAGGAGGCGCUCACAGGGGCGGUUCUGCCCACGCGGAUCCCAGCGAGAACCGGUGGCACAACCGGAGACCCCUCUCAGGGAAUUCGAACAGUUCGGGGAGUGAGCCUUUCAAGUCUGCGGAGCAGCAGCCCUGUAAGCGGAGGGGUGAGCAGGAGUUCGCCUUCGCGACGCCGGCGGACCGGUCGGGGUGGACCUCCGCCUCCGGCUGGGCCGUGAGGAGAACGCUGCCGGCGGACGUGCAGAGCUACUACUCUCGGCGGGCGAGGGGCGCCUCCGGGCCCCUGUCCGCGUGGCUGCGGCACGAGGAGGGAGCUGCCGAGCCGGAUUCUAACCUAAAAGACCAAGCAAACCAGCAGGGCGACGUUUCUCAGCUGGCAGUAAAUGUGAUGCAGCCGCAGAUGAACGUCAUGCAGCCGCAGAUGAGCGCGCACCACCAGACCCUGGGCAUCUUCCCGUACCCAGCGGCUGUCCACUCCCCCUUGGUGAACGCCCACCGUGGCCCCUUCGCCGCUCCUGCCCAGCUGCCCCUGCACCUGCCCACGGGGGCACCUCUCGGGCAGGUCGCCACUCAGGGGCCACCCCCACCCCCGCCGCCGCCCCCGCCCCCGCCGUCCCAGCAGGUCGGUGGCGUUGCCUCUCAGCCCGAUGCCAAGCGAGCACAGGGCCCCGCUCCCGCCGCGCACGUCGGCGCCGACACGAGCUCGCCGGCCGCUUCUGCUUCCGCGGCGACCACAAGCGGCGUGGGAGCCGUCCCGGGACCCAGCUCCGGCAGCACGGCGGCGUCGGGUCACGGCAGGCCCAGUGAGGCCGUGAGGCCGGCGGAGGGCAGAGGAGGCGCCGCGGUGGAGGCCGGUGCGGACAGCUCGAGGGCCGACAAGAAACUGCAAAUUCAAGAAAAAGCAGCACAGGAGGUGAAAUUGGCCAUUAAGCCGUUUUACCAAAAUAAGGACAUCACCAAGGACGAGUACAAGGAGAUCGUGCGCAAAGCGGUGGGCAAGGUCUGUCACAGCAAGAGUGGCGAAGUAGAUUCCACUAAAGUGGCGAAUCUGGUCAAAGCCUAUGUAGAUAAAUACAAAUACUCACGGAAAGGGGGCCAGAAGAAAACUCCGGAGGAGCCCGUGCCCGCUGACAAGAGCGCAGGCUGAGCGGGGCCCCGGGGCUGCCGCGGGGUCUGCAGGGCGGGCCGGCCGGGAAUCGUGUGCGGCGGCUGGGAUGGGAGUCUCGUCCGCAUACAAUCAUGUUUUUUAAUGUAGGAUAUAAUGUGUUGUCUAAAUAAAUUAGUUCUGCACUGCAACUUCUAUGCCCUUUCCUCCCCACGAAAAUAAAAAUGAAUUCAAGGGACUGUGAA
Manis pentadactyla (Chinese pangolin) is the source of this 4917-nucleotide messenger RNA. RefSeq names its product SR-related CTD associated factor 11 (gene SCAF11). NCBI's taxonomy places the organism in Eukaryota, Metazoa, Chordata, Mammalia, Pholidota, Manidae. The record is from RefSeq and is a predicted model, not a curated record. Bases 404 to 4714 code for a protein of 1436 amino acids. Gene Ontology annotation, molecular function: RNA binding. The transcript is spliced from 17 exons. Gene Ontology annotation, biological process: spliceosomal complex assembly.